Penicillium taxi is the source of this 1185-nucleotide messenger RNA. RefSeq names its product zinc-binding alcohol dehydrogenase family protein. The record is from RefSeq and is a predicted model, not a curated record. NCBI's taxonomy places the organism in Eukaryota, Fungi, Ascomycota, Eurotiomycetes, Eurotiales, Aspergillaceae. Gene Ontology annotation, molecular function: oxidoreductase activity, acting on NAD(P)H. The transcript is spliced from 2 exons. Bases 1 to 1185 code for a protein of 394 amino acids.
AUGCAUUGGAAAAGCCUGCUAGGUCUUCUCAAAAGACUACAACGCACUCCAAACAAGAAUGACUGCGUCACUAUUGUCGGAAAGAGAGUACAGGAUUCAGACUGUACCAGUAUUACCUGUUCGACAAAGAACUCUGAGCAGAUUUCCACUGAGACAAUCGCUGAACCCCAGGUACAAAGGGCGCUCGUGGUGGCUCAAAAAGGAAAGUACGAAGUUCGAGAUGACUUCCCUAUGCCCGUUGUUGCGGAUGGAGAAAUCAUGAUUCGCUGCGACUUCGCCGGCCUCAACCCCAUAGAUUGGAAAAGUGUCGAUUAUAACUUCUGUUUACCAGAAUUCCCCUGGGUCACCGGAAGAGAAAUGUCAGGGACUAUUGAACAAAUUGGUUCGGACAGCGCAGACUUCAAAAUUGGCGACAAAGUCUGGACCAGUACAUACUAUCGUGACGUGCGAGCGGGUUGCUUCCAGAAAUACGUCGUCGUUCCUGCGCAUACUGUGUCUCACGUUCCGAAAGGCAUGACAAUGGCAUCUGCUGCUUGCCUCGGAGUUCCUGCACUUACUGCUGCAAUGACUUUGUGGAAAUGGCUCAAUGUCCCUUUACCAUCGGAGUCUUCGGGGCAAGUCGAGCAAUUAAAGGACGAGUGGCUGCUGAUAUGGGGCGGUUCUACAAGCACGGGUCAAUUCGCCACGCAGUUCGCUGCUAUAAGUGGUCUGAAGGUCAUCACCGUCAAUUCUCAGUCAACAAAGGCCCUAUCAGAGAAACUCGGCGCAACACAUGUUGUUGUUCGAGAUGGGAAAUCAGAUUCAGAGCUUGUGGAAGAAAUCCGUCUUGUAACGAAUGGGGAUAUUACUCGAGCCAUCGACCUAGUGUCUUCAAAAACAGCAGCAAUAUCCCUUCAGGCCGUUUCGCAGGAAUCUCCGGUCCAUUUUGCUCCGCUGGCUUUGAUGUCUUCUUCUCAAGUUGUGCCAGGUAAUGUCUCAGCCCACACGGUCGAGAUGAAGCAAUACGUUCUGGAUAGUACAAACAAGGGUUAUGCGGACGAGCUGAAUAAGAUUAUGUCAGAGGGGAAGAUUGAGAUGCCUGAAAUUUUACAUAUCGAGGGUGGGCUAGAAGCUGUACCUGCUGGCCUGGACAUACUGAAGAAGGGAAACAUGGGCGGCAAAAAAUUGGUUGCGAAGAUAUACUGA